Messenger RNA from Nomascus leucogenys (northern white-cheeked gibbon), 636 nucleotides. Its product is annotated as histone H3.Y-like. Gene Ontology annotation, molecular function: protein heterodimerization activity; structural constituent of chromatin; DNA binding. The record is from RefSeq and is a predicted model, not a curated record. Gene Ontology annotation, cellular component: nucleosome. Lineage: Eukaryota; Metazoa; Chordata; Mammalia; Primates; Hylobatidae. The annotation marks the transcript as partial. The transcript has 4 exons.
AUGGUGUGGGGUCACGGCUUUUCUUGCGUGACCUUUCACAGGGGACAGCCCAUGGUUCACUUCCCCAACACGGCGUACAAAAUAAAAAUCAUCUUCCUCUGGGCCCCAGCCCAGAUAGAAAGGCCUGAACUCAGAGAAGAAAUUUUUGUGUUUUUCUUUGCUAUGCUUUUUCUCAUGGAGAUAGAGCACUGCCUGCAGCCAGCCAGGCUCAGCUCGAGGAGGAAGAGGCCACCGCACCGCACCGUGGUGAGCACCAAGCAGUCCCCGCACAAAGCCACCACCUGGCAGGACUCCAGGAAGCCCCUGGCCACCAAAGCCUCCCGCAAGAGGGCGCCGCCCCCAGGAGGGAUCAAAAAGCCUCACCGCUACAGGUCUGGCACCCUGGCGCUGCGCAAAAUCAGAAAGUACCAGAAGUCCACUCAGUUGCUCCUGCCCAAGCUGCCUUUCCAGGGCCUGGUGCGCGAGAUUGCCCAGGCCAUCAGCCCCGACCUGCGCUUCCAGAGUGCGGCCAUUGGCGCCCUACAGGAGGCCAGCGAGGCCUACCUGGUGCAACUCUUUAAAGACGCCAACCUGUGUGCCAUCCAUGCCAGGCGCGUCACAAUCAUGCCCAGAGACAUGCAGCUGGCAAAGAGGAUC